UCUAAUAUACAUGAAGGAUAUUAUUUAACAGGGAUGUCAUAUUAAGCUUGCUGAGUGUGUUUGUUAUUAUAUUACCGAAGUUUGAUAUUUAUUUUAAGACAAGUAGCGAUCCGUUAAGAUGAUAUGAAAUUUUAUUUAUGAGUGGAUGUGACCUACACUACAGAAGUUUAGAGGAUUGGUGUGAAUAGUCUUAUAGUGUUUUAUAAAUACCAGAAGUUGACCCAGUUAUUUAACCCUGAUAUUAAGUAGCGAUUCAUUAUGAAGAUAUAAAAUUUUAUUUUUGAGUGUAUGUUACCUACACUACAGACGUUGUGACCUACACUACAGAAGUUUAGAAGAUUGGUGUGAAUAGUCUUAUAGUGUUUUAUAUACAUGUAUACCAGAAAUCAGAAGUUGGCUCAGAUAAUAAGCAAUAGUAGCGAUCCAUUCAGACGAUUCAGUUUUAUUUAUAUGAGUGGAUGUGACCUACACUAUAUAGAAGUUAAGAAUAUUAUAGUGUUUUAUAUAUACCAGAAACCAGAGGUUAACUCAGUUAUUUAGCCGUGAUAUAAAGGAAUGGUGUGAAUUACGGCUUUGGUUUAUAUACAUAUUUUGAUCAUACCUUGUUGAAGGGUCAGAGUUAAACAUGGGGAAGUGUAGUCAGUUAUUUCACCCUAGAAACUUUCUAUUAUCUUAUCAUCAACCAAAACAUUUCGUUACUUUUGAGUGGGGAUGGCCAACAGUGUAUUUGGUAUGGCGGGUCUUCUGGGCAUUGUAUCAUUUAACAUGGACGAUAUUAACUGGAGUUUAUGCCUAUGAAUGGACGACAUCUAAAGCUAACGAGAUCACGUGGUUUAUAUAUUUAACACACUGGGGUUACGUGGUGCUGACAGUCAGUGCUCUUAUGGAAAUGGCGGCCUCUAUACAUAUCAAGUGUAACAGACCGGAUAUUACUGCAGGCCAAAGUGAAGAAAUGUCAGUUUAUCUAAAGGCUGUGUGGGUAAUGGUUAAUGUUUCUAAUGCUGCAUCAUUCGCUAUAUCAGUUCUAUUCUGGGGUCUUUUAUAUACACCUGCCUAUACCCUAACAACGGCCGAUGUGGCAACCCAUGCCUUGAAUUCAUUUUAUGUUUUGGCUAACCUGAUAAUAACGGCUGUGCCUAUUCGCUUGUACCAUUUCAUUCAUCCAACCAUAUUCAGUGUCAUAUACAUCAUAUUUACUGUAAUUUAUCAGUUUGCUGGAGGAAAAAAUGGCCUAGAUAAACCCUACAUUUAUUCUGUCAUUGAUUGGAGCAAACCUGAAACUGCUGCCUUAUAUGGAGUUCUUGCUGCUUUAGUGCUGACACCUCUAUGUCACGUGGUAGUGUUCCUUAUUUAUCUCGCCCGAAGAGCCAUUUUUAAUGCAUGUUUAAAAAGAGAAGAUGCUGAUUUAGAACUCGAAGAAAAAAAACCCAAAAACUUAUUAAAUAAAUGAACAUGCCAUUAGAAAUUGAACUAUUACGUACCGAUUUAAAAAAUAUAUAUAUUUGUGUUUUUAAUUUAAUUUAUUUGAUGUUAUAGAUUUUGUAUAUUUUAUUAAUGUAUGUUGAGAUACUCAUUUAAAAUGUUAUUGAUGAAAAUAAUGGAGCAUUUAAAAUAUUUGUACAUUUUAUUAAACAUUUCAUAAUGGGGUUAUUGCUUAUUUUAAUACUAUGCUUAGAUGUUAAACGUUGAAAAUGUAUAUAAUCAGGGGUCUGGUUGUUUGGGGUGAGUGGUCUUAUUUAUGCGCGUUAGAUCAUAAGGUCUGUAGUAGAGCCAAAUGGUGUGGUUUUGAUCCCAAACUUGUACGUGACAAUGAGUUGGGUCGCCAGUUUAAACUCGUGGGUUUUCUCUGCCCCCCCCCCCCGGCGUUACUUCUCUCUCUGUAUAUAAUUCCCAUUGUUUAGCCAAAUUUACACGAACCUCGUGGGGCCACGUUAGUGAGCUCAUAAACCACGAGUUCCUGAGUCCGAUCUCGGUAUUGGCUGAGAAAGUCCCUUGUCAGUGAUGCAGGAACUAUAUGUUAGUCCCGAAAUGGCCUAGUUUGUAUCGAGUGGACUUUAAACCCCUAUUACACCUAUCGCAGUAAAGAAUAUUUGACAUAGCAACUUGAUUCCCUUUUCCCGCACCCCACUCAUAGAUCAGGAUUUAAGGCAUUAUAUUAGUGGAUUCAAAGAUGACUUUUAUUUAUUUUGAAAAAAAGAUUAGUCAAAAUGUUUUCAAUCGAGACCGAAAAGCCCCUAGCUGACCCACUGGGCCCUCGGACAAUGUCCGACAGUCCGAUUCCCAGUCAGCCCUAGUAGCCCCGAUGUCGAUGGCUAAGUGGGUAAGACGCUGGCUCGCUAGCCUGGAGGUCUGGUGUUCGACCCCUUUAUUGGCCGAGAAAGUUCAUCCAGAUUUUCCGACGUGGUUCCCCUUGUCAGUCAUGCAGGACGCAGGGUCUGACAAGGACAAAAACCGAGGUCCCGUAUAUACAUUGACGUGCACGUAAAAGAUCCCUUGGCAGUUGGAAUUCGAUAUAAGAGUAGGCCGUAGCGCCGCUACCCGGACAGCGUUUCCAUCAUAUAGCACACUGUAUGGCUAAUCAAGGAUCCUACAAAUCACCAACAAGAACUGACGACAGUGUUUUGUGUCAGUAGUGCACAAAGUAUUGCAAAAAGUAACCGUUAUACCCAUGCAUAUUGUACACAUUGUUUCCUCAA
Molecule: messenger RNA, 2696 nt
Organism: Patella vulgata (common limpet)
Lineage: Eukaryota; Metazoa; Mollusca; Gastropoda; Patellidae
Product: protein rolling stone
Exons: 4
Coding region: 626-1450 (274 amino acids)
Cellular component (GO): membrane
Source: RefSeq, a predicted model, not a curated record